Physcomitrium patens is the source of this 1252-nucleotide messenger RNA. RefSeq names its product glycolipid transfer protein 1. Gene Ontology annotation, cellular component: cytosol; membrane; cytoplasm. Gene Ontology annotation, molecular function: ceramide 1-phosphate binding; ceramide 1-phosphate transfer activity. The record is from RefSeq and is a predicted model, not a curated record. Gene Ontology annotation, biological process: ceramide transport; intermembrane lipid transfer. Lineage: Eukaryota; Viridiplantae; Streptophyta; Bryopsida; Funariales; Funariaceae.
UUAUGCUGUUGGUCUUUUCUUAGAAAUCCAUGCACUCUUGGCAUACCCGACUCAGGAAAAAUCACUCUGCCCAGAUCCACUUCUCCUCUCCUCUCCGCUCCGCUCUCAGAUCUCGCCCCUCUCUGACUCUGCUGCUGGGUUUUCUGAUAUAUCUUACGGGUGCACAACGAGUUGUUUGUGUUCAGUCUACCCACGCUUGCCUUCAUUCCGAAGAUUGCUGUUGUUGACACGGCUUUUGUGGAAGUGAACAUCCGAGUUUGGUGCCUCUGUUGUGGAGUGAUUUCUAGAGGAAAAUGGCGGAGCAGACUGUCACCGUCUUCGGGCCCGCAUUGGAGUUGAUGAAGAGCGUUAAGUCGCCGGAAGGAGAGAUGCUCACGAAGCCUUUUCUUGACGUCUGUCGGAAUGUGUUGCCUGUGAUCGACAAGUUUGGGAGUUCCAUGGCACUUGUGAAAUCUGAUGUUGGCGGCAACAUUUCGAGACUGGAUGCCAAGUACGACAGUGAUCCAUCGGCGAACAGCCUGCUGUAUGACAUUGUCCGUGCUGAAGUUGCUGCUAAGACUGCCAAGGGUUCAUCAAGUUGCAGUAAUGGAAUGCUAUGGUUGACCAGAGCUAUGGAUUUCUUGGUGGAGCUUUUCCGGAAUUUGAAUGAUCAUUCCGACUGGACUAUGUCUCAAUGUGCUACUGCAGCCUAUACAUCUACACUUAAGAAAUAUCAUGGAUGGAUUGCAAGUACCGCAUUCACGGUUGCUAUGAAACUGGUACCCGAGCGAUCCAAAUUUUACGAAACUUUGGCUCUUGGCAACUCUACUGCGGAUAUGGAGCGAUUUGUUACUGAGUUCUCGCCAAUAUUGGCGGAAAAUCACGAGUUUUUGAAAUCCGUGAACUUGGAUGACCUCAAGGCAUCAUAAGAUGAGCGCUAAACUACAGGUUCAGUUCUCGUAAGAUGAGAAGAGCUUUUUCAGGUUACUGGUCUACUCAUGUCGCGGGAACUGCUCUUAUGCUGGCGGUACUCUGGACAUCCGUUGACAUUGAUGCUAUAGUCAGCCUUAUGAUUUUGAUUUGAUUGCGUGAGUUUGUGGAGAGAAUUAGUACAAUAGAAAGGAAUGCACGUUAUUCUACCAUCUUAUUCACGUUCUGUAGCUGUAGGCCUUUACGACAUUUCAUAUGUCGUGUAUAUUCGUGUACUAAGUUCCCAAUUAUCUCAUCAAGUUUAUACUAUCGUUGCAAAACGCAGGAAAUUCCUUUUAGCAUC